This is a messenger RNA of Acaulospora morrowiae, 468 nucleotides long. NCBI's taxonomy places the organism in Eukaryota, Fungi, Glomeromycota, Glomeromycetes, Diversisporales, Acaulosporaceae. The record is from the annotation of a GenBank genome assembly.
AUGUCGUUGUUUUGGCCUUCGGAUUCUGAAUUUGGUCGAUUUGAGAAUUCCGUUUCUAAUUUAUUCGAUGACUUCUUCAAUGAUCUCAGCAUAGCUAGACGUACCGGCAAUUUAACCAGUAAAGGCAAUCGAAAUUAUAACAGAUCUUGGGCACCUCCUCUUGAUGUUCACGAAACCGAAAAAGAAUUCAUCGUUAAUGCCGAGUUACCUGGUGUCAGUAAAGAUCAAAUAAAUGUCGAUGUUCGUGACAAAGCUCUUGUGAUUUCGGGUGAAACCAAGCAAGAUCAAAAGUAUAAAGAAGGAAAUACACAUAUUCAAGAACGUCGUUAUGGCUCUUUUUCUCGUACUAUUUCCCUUCCGCAGAAUGCCAAGUCUGAUGAAAUUACAGCAAAAUUUGAUCAAGGCAUUCUCGAGGUAAAAAUUCCAAAAGGAGAAACACCUGGUAGCAAGAAAAUCACUGUUCAGUAG